This is a messenger RNA of Thalassophryne amazonica, 8622 nucleotides long. It is a transcript of the gene ptprq, whose product is annotated as protein tyrosine phosphatase receptor type Q. The record is from RefSeq and is a predicted model, not a curated record. Lineage: Eukaryota; Metazoa; Chordata; Actinopteri; Batrachoidiformes; Batrachoididae. Gene Ontology annotation, molecular function: protein tyrosine phosphatase activity; protein binding. Gene Ontology annotation, biological process: protein dephosphorylation.
AUGGAGGACGCCAUGAUUGUAGUUCUUAAGACGUCAAUUCCUUCUGUCCCUGCAUUAAUAUCCUUUGACCUGGUUCAGGUCACAGAGCUUCACUGGAGUGACAUUUCAUUGUUGGACUCAGUCAUCUAUUCAGAUUCUGAGAUGUACCUCCAGUACCAAGAGGAGAGACAAGGCCCUGCAGGAGUGUGUGCCCUUCAUUUGCUCAGCGUGAACUCUACCUCUGUCUCUGUGAGCUGGGACUGGGCGUUUGGAAACUUUGACUUCCACACAGUCUCUGUGGCCAACACCUCAGUCACGUGCACGUUCUCCAUACCCAAGGAGGAGCAGGAUGCCGUGGCUACAGGGCUGCAAGGCGACUGCAACUACAACGUGAGCGCUGAGCGGGUGUCUGUGUUCCAGGGUAACGUGGUGAAUCUAAUUCCGGGAACACAGCACACAGUAUUCGUCACAGCAAAGUCAUCCUCCAACAUCAGCCCUGCAGUCAGCCGCAUGAUCAGUACUCAGCAGAAGGUGCCCUCUGCUCCUUUUGGUGUACAAGGAGACCCAGUGGGUUCCAAUGGUAUUAUGCUGUCCUGGUACAUGUCAACGGACGCUGUUGAUAUUACUGACUACGUCAUCAGGUACAAGGAGGUGUGUCCUUACCCCGACUCCGCAUUCACACAGGUGUUGAAGUUCCUGGAUAUACCAGAGACCCUGCUGUCAGACUUCACUUCAGGGUCGACCUACCUAAUCCAGGUAGCAGCUGAAAACUCAGGAGGCAUCGGGGCAUUCAGCAAACCUAUAUAUACCAAAACCGCUGAGUCCCCUCCUGGACUCGUGACCAACUUGACAGCAUUCGCUCAGAAUCACACUUUUGUGGUGGUUACCUGGUUCUUGCCACACCGCAUCAAUGGACUCAUCACAAAGUUUGCCGUCAAAGCUAAACAUGCCCGUACAGGACAGACGGUCCGCAUGCUGGAGGUUAACGCAGAGGACAUCAUGUCUGUGGCGCUGCCUCACUGCAAUGAUGCAGCAGACAUCCUGUCACGUGCGACUCUCAGUCCACUUGAGAUAACAGCGUCGUCUCCCCCCAUCACCCUCUCUGCCGUGCCCCCUGCAGCCUCCUGGAGCGUGCCCAUAUCAGUGGGAGUUGAUCAGCUACGGCCUUUCACUGCCUACAUUUUUGAAGUAUCUGCAUUCACCUCAGAUGGAGAGGGACAAAUAGCUACCACGAUGGUCCGCAUGCCAGAAUCAGCUCCAGAAGACCCACCACAAAAUGUUUCAGUGUGGAAUAUGACAUCGAGGUCCAUAUUCAUGUCCUGGAACUCUCCCAGCAUUGUCACAGGAAAAUUCACCUAUGUACUCUAUCUUUACGGCCCCACAGGAUAUAUGUAUGAGAACAGCACAGCAGACAUGAGGUUUGUUUUUACUGGUCUGACCCCGUACACGAACUACACAGUCCUCAUUCGAGCCAAAGCUGCUGGAGAAGUGGGACCGGCUGCACAGAAUAUUGUUCUUACACCUGCUGAAGCACCCAGUGCAGUGCAGAACCUGCUGGCAGUGGCUGAAGAUUCGGUGUCUAUCCUCGUGAGCUGGAGAAGUCCUGCUGAGCCUAAUGGUCCAAUCACCCAGUACAGACUGCAGGUUCUGGUUGAUGACACUCUGCUGCAGGACAUCACCCUCACUACAGACCAAAACGAGACUACAACUGGUAGCUAUGAAAAUGGGACACUUUCUCCUGAUGCCCAUGAGAGCGGAGCGCGGCGUAAGAGAGCAGCUGAUGAUCUCAUCACAUCUCCACCGAUGUUCACCACCUCUGUUUCCAACCACAUCAGUGUGACUGCUUCCAGCAUCACCCAGUCUGGGCUCAGUGGUCCUCAACACAACACCAACACCCAGCUCACCCACAAUCCAACUGUUGGCUCCACACACACUCAGAAUCCAAGUACCAGUGACACGUCUGCUCAACAGACUGAUCCCAUUUCUGAUCCUGCAUCAUUUGGGACCUCUGCUUUCUCUCUCACCUCCACUCCACCUGCCACUCUCUCUCCUUGGCUCACAAAACGCACACAAACUGAAGAUUUCACAUCUGACUCUUCUUCUUCUUCAUUGCUGACCUCCAGCCAGACUCGCCAAGCUCCAUUUACAGGACACUUUUCAACACGCAGUACAACACUUACUGCUACUGCAGGUGUGACAGUGAAAGAGGAGGUGAUGGCUGUUUUCCCUGAGGAGGUGUCUUACUUGGUGUCAGAUCUGAAUCCCUUCACAGAGUACACAUUUAGGGUCACUGCUGCCACCACUGUGGGAGAAGGUCCAGCCACAAACACCACAGAAAAGACCAGAGAACAGGUUCCUAGCUCAGUACUGGACUUAGCCUAUCAAAACAUCAGCUCCACCUCCAUAUUUGUGAGUUGGGCCCCACCAGUCAACCCCAAUGGACGACUCACCCAUUACACUGUCUACGCCCUUCACCUGCAGAACAGUGAGGCCCUGCAGUGGGCUACCAAUACCACAAGCAUAUUGAUAACAGGUUUGAACAAAUAUACCAGUUAUAAGCUGCGUGUGACUGCAUCCACUGCUGUAGGAGAGAGCUCUCUGUCGGAUGAAGAUGACCUCUUUGUUUUUACCUUAGAAGACGAGCCCGACUCCCCACCGGUGAAUCUCACUGUGAUCGACACCAGCCCUUCCACAGUCACAAUAAGCUGGUCUCCACCCGAGAGAGCCAAUGGCGUGAUCCAACAGUACGAGGUCUUCUUUGAGAACCAGACCUAUUCAUCUUGGAUGAAUGUCUCCUCUGCCAGAGCCACGCUGAGGAACCUAAAGCCCUUCUCCUAUUACAACAUGUCUGUGAAGGCGUACACACGUUAUGGCCAUGGAAACCAAUCCUCACACACAUUAUACUUGCUAUCUGGAGAAGAUGUUCCAGGCAGUCCUCCAUAUGAUCUCGUCUAUGAGUCGGUCACUCCCAGUGAGGUCAGCGUGACGUGGCAGCCUCCUCUGGUACCCAAUGGCGUCAUUACUCACUACACUCUGGAUCUGUGGAACUCCACUCACCACCUGAACCUCACCUCUCCAACUAACUACAUCUUCAUCACUCAUCUGAAGAAGUAUGCCCGCUACCGCGUGAUGGUGCAGGCACACACACGUGUCGGCGCCAGCAACCACAGCAGCGAGCCCCUGAACAUCACCACUCUGGAGGAUGCUCCAGACACACCUCCUCAGUUCCUCCGUGCCAGGAAGUUGUCAGACUAUGAAGUAGAAUUGUCGUGGAAAUCACCACUUGAAGCCAAUUCAGACAUACUCUACUACAUCGUCAGAGUUUGGAAUGAAUCGACUGAGAGGUGGCAGAAUGUAACACAGACAUCAGUGAUUAUUAAUGUGGAUGCUGAGAGUCACUACAAUGCUUCGGUCUCCAGCUGGACCAGACUGGGAGAUGGUGGACUGUUAAUAUACAUCAGCUUCACUACCCUCGAUGCAGAGCCAUUUGACCCUCCUCAGAAUGUGACAUUUGCCAAUCUGACCACCUCCUCAGUCACCGUGCUGUGGUACCAGCCCACUCAGCCCAAUGGAAUCAUCGUUCACUACACUAUCUACUACUCUGACAACAUCACCGUGACCGAGAAGAGGGUUUUGAUGUCGACCUUACCCGACCGUGCCUCUCCUGAUUCAGCUUUCUCCUACACGUUAACCGGGCUGACAGGGGGCACAGCCUACUCCGUGUGGAUGACCUCCAGCACCAAACAGGGGGAUGGAGGGAUCAAGAGCGAGAAUCUAACCCUGAUUUUACCUGAAGAUGUGCCUAGUGACUCAGUCCACAAUCUGACAGCUCAGAUCUUCAGCUCCACGGCCUUUGUCGUCACAUGGGACCCUCCCCUAGAGCCAAACGGCCGACCUUUCUAUCUGCUCACCUUGACAGAAGCUGGCUCCCGCCAAAAUGUCUCUGACACCAGUCAAAUUGCUUCAGCUGUCAACAGGACCAUCAAAAGCAACACAACUGACAAUAUCUUCCUCUUCACCAAGCUCAAAAAAUAUUUCCCGUAUAUGUUCACUGUUACCCCAGCAACCAGUGCUGGUCCUGCGUACAACCAUACAAGCACCAUGCACCUGAGAACACUUGAAGACAUUCCUAGUUCUUCUCCAUUGCUGGUGUCCAUCAGGAACCUGUCAUCGUCCUCCAUCGCAGUGGUCUGGCAGCCCCCUCUAGAGGCCAACGGGGAGAUAACAGAGUAUACACUUACACUGUGGGGCCCCGGGGGCUCCAACAUAACCCACACUCCCAACACCUCAUUCAUCCUCACCAACCUGCUGCCAUACACACCUUACAAUCUCACUAUUACAGCUGCAACACACAAAGGCUCAGGGCCCUUUCUGCUGCUGCUACUACACACAGACGAAGGAGGGCCUAUGUCCCCGCCCCGUAAUCUGACCAUAUACAACCAUACCGCUGUCUCCGUCUGGCUGAGAUGGGAGCCUCCUCUGGAGCCCAAUGGAGUGUUGACUCACUAUGGCUUUCUGAUCCGAGAGCUCAUCACACAUACCGUCACACACCAGAAUUCUUCUGGUCCAUCGACCACGGCAUAUCUAUCCGGCUUCAGGCCUCACAGCUCCUAUGAGAUCAGUGUUUGCAGUUACACCAGAGUGGGGCAUGGUAACCAAUUCAGCAGCCCUGUGACCUUCACUACCAACGAGUCAGUGUCUGAUGCUGUAGGGAACCUAUCUUGCUCUGGAAUGAGCUGGGAUUCAAUUCACCUAUCCUGGAAACUUCCCUCCAACCCCAAUGGACAGAUUCAGUUUUACCAGAUUCUAGUGGAGUCAGACGUGCAGUCCUACGUACUUGAGGUCUUUAAGCCAGACUACACAGUCACAGGGCUGUCACCUGACCAGGAGUACAUGCUAAGUGUGACCCCAGUCAACUCUGCCGGACCUGGAGACAGCAGGAACUGUACCGUCUCUACUCUUGCUGAAUCAGUCCCAGAUGCCCCUCGCUUCCUCACCAUCUCUGAGGUCACACCUAACAGUGUGACACUUCACUGGGCUCCGCCACUCUCCAUUCCAGGCUUGCUGAAGCAGUAUCACAUCACCACAGAGCUGCUUUCAACUGUUUGUGAGCCAGACAUCCCCAGUGCUGCACAGCCGGUCCCAGACGUCCAACUCCCUUCAGACUGCGUGGACUCUAACUUUGUGGUGUUAGUGAAUGUUUCAGGUGGCUCUGAAGAGAAAUACAAUGCCACACUGCAAUCCCUGGCGAAAUAUAGAUUCUACCGCUUCAAAGUUGCUGGUGUGACCAACGCUGGAUUUGGGGAAUAUACACCAUGGAAUUAUACACGCACACUGCCUGGGAACCCUGACGCUGCUCCCCUUAACCUGAAUGUGACCCCGACCUCUGAUAGCCUUCUUAUUACUUGGAAUCCUCCAGCUGUGCUCUCUGGGCCCACUUCAUAUCUUAUAGAGGUCUCUUCAGGUGGAGUUUUGAUCCACUCAACAGUCCGUGCUCCGGAUGAGUUAAGGACUGUUGUCCUGGCUAACUUGACUGCAUUCACUCGUUACUCUGUAACAGUCACCGCCUUCACCGGUCCACUGGAGCAUGCGAUUAGGGAUGGGAAAGCAGUCGGGCCUCUUCACUUUGAAACCCUGGAGGAACAGCCCAGAGACCCACCCAAGAAGGUAACUGUGUCCAUUAUCCCAGAGGAGGUGACUCGUGUGUUAGUGACCUUCACCCCCCCAGAGGAACCAAAUGGAAACAUCACUUCUUAUUCCGCAAACAUCUACCAAAACGGCAACCUGCUUAUGACCAUCAGUCACCUUGAUGUCAUCCAAAAAGAGAACAACACAAUGACAGCCUUCAUAGAGGGCCUAAAAGGAGGACAAAACUACAGUAUGCGGAUUGUUGCAGUGAACAGAGUUGGUAGAAGUCCCCCAAGCAUGGAUGUCCAAAUAAUUACAGGAGUUAAAGCCCCGGCCAAGCCAACCCAAAGACCCCAGGCGGAGCUAGGCCGUGGAGGGGUUCCCAUGGUAACCCACAGGAGUAUCACCAUCCGCAUGCCUGCCUGUUUCUAUAGUGAUGACAAUGGGCCAGUUAGAAACAUUCAGGUCAUCGUGGCCGAGUCAGGGGUGAAGGACAGCAAGAACCUCACAACCUGGAAGAGUGCGUUUUUAGAUCGCCCGAACCCUUACCUGACUGAUGAGGGCUUCCCCAACCCACCUUGUUUGAGGGAUGGGACGUCACACGUGCACGAGUCUACCGGGGAUGGCCGCAGUGCAGAGGGAGGAGGGAAAUGGCUGCCAUUAAGAAACAAUAAUAGCAAAUCAGGAACAUAUGUGAUUGGAGAGAAUGACGACUGUUUGAAGGAGAACAACACUGACAAAUACUGCAACGGGCCUCUGAAGCCAAACACUGUUUAUGUGUUUAAAUUCAGAGCCACCAACAUCCAGGGCCAAUACACAGACUCUGAGUACUCUGAUCACAUCAGAACCUCAGCGGAUUUCAUGUUGACCAGAGAGGAGCAGAUCAUUCUUGGUGUCCUCCUUUCGUUCUUCUUGGCUGUAUUGCUCAUCCUCAUCAUCUGUGUUUCAGUCAAGAUCCAUCAGCGAAAAAAAGAGGGAGGGACUUACUCCCCCAGAGAAGCAGAGAUCAUAGAGACCAAAUGCAAACUUGAUCAACUGAUUGCUGUGGCAGAUCUGGAGCUGAAAGAAGAGAAACUCAAACGGUAUUCUUCCUUUUUCUUUAGACGGAAAGAGAUAUAUGUCAUCCAGCUCCUGAGCUACAGGAAAUCACUCAAGCCAGUCAACAAGAAGUCUUUUCUACAACACGUAGAGGAGCUGUGUGCCAAUGACAAUGCCAAGUUUCAAGAAGAAUUUGGUGAGCUCCCAAAGCUGCUGCAGGAUCUGGCAACUUCAGAUGCUGACCUACCAUGGAACCGAACCAAGAACCGUUUCAUCAACAUCAAACCUUAUAAUAACAACCGAGUGAAGCUGCUGUCAGAACCGGGAACCAUGGGCUCUGAUUACAUCAACGCCAGCUUCAUCUCAGGCUAUCUAUGUCCCAAUGAGUUCAUAGCCACCCAGGGGCCUCUCCCUGGCACCGUGGCUGACUUCUGGAGGAUGAUAUGGGAGACAGGAACCCGCACCAUUGCCAUGCUCACGCAGUGUUAUGAGAAAGGCAGAAUUCGGUGUCACAAGUACUGGCCAGAGGACAAUAAACCAGUGACCGUGUUUGGUGACAUUAUCAUCACUAAAUUGUCAGAGGAAAUCUUUCCUGACUGGACUGUCCGAACACUGAAAGUAGAAAGGCACGGGAGCUACAUGGUGGUCCACCACUUAAAUUACACAUCGUGGCCUGAGCAUGGUGUCCCAGAGUCAAGCAGUACACUUAUCCAAUUUGUCAAAGCCGUCCGGGCUAAUCGGCAUGAAAACACGACUAUAGUGGUUCACUGCAGUGCUGGUGUGGGCAGGACUGGCGUGUUCAUCGCUCUUGAUCACCUCAUCCAGCACAUCAGAGAUCACGACUUUGUGGAUGUUUACGGCCUGGUGGCUGAGCUGCGCAGCGAGCGGAUGUGCAUGGUGCAGAAUUUGGCGCAGUAUAUGUUCCUGCACCAAAGUACUUUGGAUCUUUUGAACAGCAAAGGCAACAGCCAAUCCAUCUGGUUUGUCAGUUAUUCCGCACUGGAGAAGAUGGACUCACUGGAAGCUAUGGAAGGAGAUGUCGAGCUGGAGUGGGAAGAAACCACAAUGUAGAGUGAGAACUGUGACCAAGAAGGAGCGUAUAUUAAGGGUUAUGCAGUGACCCUGGUCUGCACCACCUCCACCACACAGGGGACGAGGAGACACAGAGGGCGCUCAGUGCAGUCUGAACUGAGCGCCUGGUCAGUCAGCUAAAAAUAAGUUGCUCCUCUUCAGCUCUCUUCUCUGAACAAUCCUCCCUUUAACAAACCUCUUAUCCCACUUGUUUCCAAAGACAGAGAAACAAAGGGAGACAAUAAUUUCAGAACAUACAGGAUAAUGUCAGAGCGUAUGAGACCGAUGUGAGCGCUCUCUCUGCAAGCCUGCAGCUACACUACUUUGCACAAAUUGAUUUCACUGUGUAUAUUAAUUGCUGUAUUUUGUUGAUAUAAUCUAUGUUUUUGUAACAUAAUUUAUUCAGCCAAAUUUUGGUGGGUUGAUGUUUUUUCAGCCUCUCUUUUUUGACUUUCUUUGGGGUGUUAUUUUUGUUUAUCCUUUCACAAGAGUGAUAUGAAAUAUUAAAAAUCACUUGUAUUUUUCUGGCUUGUGAACAGCAUUUUCUGUCUCUAGCAUCAAACGGAUUGGAAAAACCUGUUCCACUACUGAUCCUGUUUCCUCAUAGAGUUACUCGUGUCCAACUGUGUUAUGAAAAUAUUUCGCUCAAUUAUGGGAACACAGAUUUCUGUCUUGCAGACCUGGAUGAGUCAUUUGAUCUGAAUAGUUUUAUGUAGAUUUGUGGAUAUUAAUAGUCAGAGGGUGUCCUGGAGGCAGAAAUUCCAAUGUGCAAGCAUAAUUUAAAGGUGUCAUAUUGUGCAGAAUUGUUUUUUCCAGCAUAGGGCUUGUAUAGAGAAAAUGUAGAUGACUCACUGAAUUAAAAGAACACAAUGAUGAUGAAGUGAUUAGAUGGUGUUAACUUUGAUG